Messenger RNA from Scylla paramamosain (green mud crab), 4077 nucleotides. Its product is annotated as roundabout homolog 2-like. NCBI's taxonomy places the organism in Eukaryota, Metazoa, Arthropoda, Malacostraca, Decapoda, Portunidae. Gene Ontology annotation, molecular function: protein binding. Gene Ontology annotation, biological process: cell-cell adhesion. The record is from RefSeq and is a predicted model, not a curated record.
GUUCCUCACUCAGUCGCCGCGCAGAUCACCCCGGGGGCGGACCUACGCAUUCUAUAUAGUACUCCCGGGCUGGCUGCGCUCUCUACACCGCUCGAGAUCCACAGGAAAGCCGUCAUUUCAGCAUCACUAUAGUGACGAAUUCAAGUCAGAUUAAGCAACGCCGAAGUCUGAUCAACGUAUACAUCAUGGUCUUGUAGUGAAUGUUACUGAUUGUAGAUAGACAGAACGCAGUCAAAAUGUGAAGGACUGGGAAAAAAAAUGGCUUAAAAGAACAGUUCCCAAACCAGAUGACAUCAAGUGUGUGAAGUGAUCCUUGAGCCGCUGACAACUUGAGAAGACGAAAGAAAAAACACAGAACAUCAAACAUCCAGUUGUCGCGAGACUUACGAGUAGUGUUGUCUCGGGGUGAGGCGUGAGAAACAAGGGCGCAUUUUCGUGACGUGCAUAGGACACUUCAAGGGCACCACGACGCCCUUCUACUGGAGUAUGAGGAGCCGGGAGCCACGAGGAAAUGUUCUGACGGAGGAUGGGUGAAGUGAUGUAGUGUGCGAGGUGCCGAGGCUGUGGUUGUCUUGUUAUCAUGGAUACUGCGGCUCUUGCCUUCCUCCUGUUGCUGCUACGUCUUGUUGGCGCCUCUUCUUCUGCAGAAGGCCCGCCGGUGCUGCGGGAACACCCGAGCAGCGUGGUGGUGCCCCGCAAUGACCCCGCCACUCUCAACUGCGCCGCUUCGGGUGGCGCUCGCAUCAGGUGGUUCCGUGACGGCGAGGAGGUGACCACCUCGCCGCAGGACCCCCGCGCCCACCGAGCGAUACUGCCCUCAGGCUCCCUCUUCUUCCUCCGCGUCACCUCCACCAGGAAAGAAACAGACGCUGGUACCUACUGGUGUGUUGCCGCCAAUAGGUACGGCGCCACGCGCUCCCGCAACGCCACCCUCACCGUGGCCACGCUGGCCACUGACUUCCAGAGCGUGGCGGAGCCUGAAGUGAAGGCUCGCGUGGGCGACACUGUAAGUCUGCCCUGCCGGCCCCCCAGGGGCGUCCCCCGCCCUGAGGUUACCUGGCUAAGGGACGGUCGCCAGGUGAGCGACUCCCGCCGCGUUACCAUCACGGAGGAGGGUGACCUUGUCAUCAGCCAGGCCGUGGACAAAGACUCGGCCGUCUAUGUGUGUCGCGCUCGAAAUGCUGCUGGAUCCCGCCAGUCUACACCCACAGUGCUCUCCAUCAUGACGCCGCCAUGGUUUAAGGAGCACCCUGCCAAUGUGACAACAACUUCGGGCGUGGUGGUGGAGUUGGCGUGCCGGGUGCAGGGGUCUCCCUCCCCCGUAAUAACAUGGCGGAGGAUGGAUGGGAAGAUGCCAAUAGAACGCGCCACACUGGAGGAACAACAGCUGGUGCUGCAGGAAGUGGCGGCCACAGACUCCGGCGUGUACGUGUGUGAGGCAGAGAGCGAGGCGGGCAGGGCCUCUGCGAAGGUCACGCUCACUGUAGUCGACGCUCCCGAGCUGACGCAGCGGCCGCAGCACCUUCAGGUCAUGGCGGGCGAGGACGCGAGAAUCUCGUGCCGCGUGGAGGGCGAGCCGCACCCGAUGGUGGUGUGGCGCCUCCCCACGCUGGACAGGACCGCCCUCCUCGCUCCCGGCCAAAGCAGCGGCCACGCCUCCGUCAGCGAGGACGGGCCACACCCUCCAGCUGCGACAGGCGGCCACCGAGGACAGCGGCACCUACUACUGCUGGGGCGUGAGCAGCGGCGGCGGCGUGAGCGGCUGGGCGGAGAUGGUGGUGGUGUUGCUCUGCCCCCGCCCGUGGUGGGCGUGGGCCCUCAAGACCAGAAGGUGGCCCCCGGGGGCACGGUCACCUUCCGCUGUGAGGUGGUGAGCGAGGCGGCCGAGGCCCGGGUCACCUGGCACUACCGGGCCGCCACGCACCUUCCGGCACGCCCAAUCUCGCAGGGCACCGACCCUCGCUUCUCGCUGCCUGACAACGGCGCUCUCAUCAUCAAGGACGUGCGUCCGGACGACGCCGGCGUUUAUUCCUGCCAUGUGGAGGCGUCGACGGGCAGCGCGGAGCAGAGUGCUGCGCUGCGCGUGUCUGAGGACGCAGGGGACAGCGAGCCGCUGCCGCUGCUGCCGGCGCCGCCCACCAAGCCUCGGGUGGUGGACGUGAACCAGUCGGCUGUGCAGUUGAGCUGGCUGCCUAACUCGCAGGAGGGCGGGGAGUGGGCACAGUGGUACUCCGUGGAGUACUGGCGCCGCGGCUGGCCGGAGUGGCGUGUGGCCGACGCUGUCACCACGCAGGAGUCGUGCGUGGUGGACCAGCUAGCCCCCGGACACACCUACACCUUCCUGGUGCGCGCCGUGAGCAGCCGCGGCGCCUCCUUCCCAAGUCCUUGGUCCGAGCCCGUCACCGCCAGGCCGCGCCGCGAGUCAGGCCUUGAUGCAGACCAGCUGCGACAGGCCCGCCGCCGCCUCUCCCGGCCCGUGGUCGCCCUCAGCGGGGCCUUGGCCACCGCCCCCGACAGUGUGCUGCUCAAAUGGGAGUUCCUGUCACCGGCGGAGGGCGCGGUGGAGGGCGUGCUGGUGUACUCUGUGAGGGAGGGCGGAGGCGUGCAGGUGGCCACCGUGCUCGGCACUUCCUCCUCCUCCCACGUGGCGCACGACCUGCAGCCCUUCACGCCCUACACCUUCUUCGUGGUGCCCUUCUGGCGCAGCGUUGAAGGCACGCCCUCCAAUUCUUACUCGCUCACCACUCCCGAGGACGUGCCACUGGAGGCGCCCAGCGACGUGCGCGUGGCGCGACGCCAGGAGGGCUCGAUCCUCAUCCAAUGGACGGACGUGGAGGGCGCGGCGGUGCGGGGACGGCUGCAGGGCUACCGCGUGACGCUGAGCCACAACGGCAGCCACAGCACUCAGACGGUGGCGUCGCCCUGGCUGAUGGCGACCGGCCUCCUGCCAGGUCGCCUCUACACCGUGAGGGUGGCGGCCCUCAACGGGGCAGGGCCGGGGCCCUCCAGCGACCCCGUGCUGCUUGACACCCGCAGUACCGACGAGGCCCUGGCAGCGGAGGAAGGUGGUUCUGUGCUGUACGCUCCUCCGCAGCCUGCCUGGCUGGCCUACCUGCUGGUGCCGCUAGUGGUGGUGCUGUUCCUGGUCACGUUGUGGUACGUGAGAAGGCUACGGCAUAAGGCACCGCCUUCGAAUCCGCCCCACGCUCCCUCCCUGUAUGAGGACCCGUCCCUCUGUCCCGACCACCACUCCCUCAACCUGUACAGUGAGCACAAACUAUGGCGGCCAACAGAAAACGAGAAGAACGCCAGCUUAUCUUCCAAACGGCUUCUGCGACCAGACCAACUUGCCAAUGAGUACGCAGAGCCGCGCGUGCAGCUGAUCAACGAUGCCACGGAGCCCUACGCCACCACGGCCCUGCUGGCGCCUCACUCACCCAUUCUCAAGCAGGGCACGCCCUGGCGACACCACAGCGACGACUCUGGAGUACAGGUCAACUGGGCCGCCAUCCUGCCUCCGCCUCCCUCAUGUCCGCCUCCACUUGAUCUAGGUGAUUUCUCAUCAUGCUGCCAUCAGUAUAGGGCUCCUAGGCAUUACACCUCCACCAACCAUGACCAGUCGGACGAGGCUCACUAUGAGCAUCCUGAGCCGCGGCGACCCUACAUCCGGGUGACGCUCCGAGACCGUCCCACAGACUUGGUUACAUUCAGCUCGCUGGACAGCCGCAGUUCCAUUAGGUCUUCAAUAUGCAGCUCCCACACUCCACACCCAGCGCCGCCGCGCCACACCAAUACUAGAUAGUUCCACCGCGCCACGCCACCACACCCUUCACGAUCUUUGAAAGGCAACAAGGUCCUGCGGGUACAGGAGGGGAUGGUGGUGAGCGUCUCCGCAGGGCAUACGAGCCUGGGGCCUCCCACCUCGCAUCCAACAGCAGCCCGUGGCCCGGGGCAGGACUACCUACACCCUGCUGUGAGGCACCACACAGGCAGCUGUUGAUGCAACUAGUCAUUAUGAGUGUAUAUAUGUAGAUAGCAAUAUUAUUUUUAUUAAAAAUAUUUUUCAUAACAAACCAA